UGUAAAGUUAAAAAGAUCAUAGAUACUUGGAUUAAAAGAAAGGGUAUAAAUAAUAAAUUUAGUAGAAAGGGUUGGUUGAAAUGAGAGGGUGAAGCAUUAAAACCACGGCAAGCCUAAACAACACUGCAUUCCCAUUUCCCAAUAUUAUAGUCAUACGUUCAGCGCCAAAAAAGCAAACCAUGAAGUACCUUUAUUUCACUUUUUCACUAUUCCCAGUGCUAUUGAUUUUGAUUAUUCUCCAAAUGUGCUUGUUAAUGUGCAACUCAAGUUACCUCAUGUAUAAUGAAGCCCUUUCCAAAUCAAUCAUGUUUUUCGAAGGCCAGCGUUCGGGUUUCCUCCCAAAUGACCAGAGAAUCAACUGGCGAGGCAAUUCAGGACUUGGAGACGGUUCCUCCAUCAAUGCUGACCUAACCGGGGGUUACUAUGAUGCAGGCGACAAUGUCAAGUUUGGUUUCCCAAUGGCGUUUACGACUACCAUGUUGGCAUGGAGUGUUAUUGAGUUUGGUGAUAUGAUGCCGACCGGGGAGUUGAGGAAUGCAUUGGUCGCCAUAAGGUGGUCAACAGAUUAUUUGCUAAAGACUGUGGCACAACCGGAUCGGAUUGUUGUACAGGUUGGGGAUCCAAAUAGUGAUCACAACUGUUGGGAGAGGCCUGAGGACAUGGACACAGCUCGGACUGUGUACAAAGUGGAUGCACCAAACUCUGCCUCAGAUGUGGCUGGAGAGACGGCAGCCGCUUUAGCUGCUUCAUCCAUGGCAUUCCGGUAUUCUGAUCCUGGGUACUCAGAAACUCUCUUAAGAAUGGCCACCAGAGUUUUUGAUUUUGCUGAUAAUUACCGGGGGGCUUACAGCGAUAACACAAACAUUAGGGAUGGUGUCUGCCCAUUUUACUGUGAUUUUGAUGGAUAUCAGGAUGAAUUGUUAUGGGGAGCAGCAUGGUUAAGAAGGGCUUCUCAGGGUGAAAAUUACUUGGCUUACAUACAAAACAAUGGUAAAACACUUGGUGCCGAAGACAAUAUCAAUGAGUUUGGAUGGGAUAAUAAGCAUGCUGGCCUUAAUGUUCUUGUUUCCAAGGAGGUCUUGGAAGGGAAUUUCUAUGCUUUGGAGUCGUACAAAGCAUCCGCGGAUACCUUCAUGUGCACACUAAUACCAGAGUCGUCAUCUUCACAUAUUGAAUACACUUCAGGCGGCCUCAUAUACCGACCUGGUGGAAGCAACUUGCAACAUUCUACUACAAUCACAUUUCUCUUACUAGUUUAUGCAAAGUACCUAGAGCAAUCAUCGGGGUCAGUAAAUUGCGGUAACAUAAUUGUUGGCCCAACAUCACUACGCAAGAUAGCAAAACGCCAAGUGGAUUAUAUUCUAGGAGAAAAUCCCAAGGGAAUGUCCUACAUGGUAGGGUAUAGUGAUAGGUAUCCACAACGAAUCCAUCAUCGAGGCUCAUCCCUACCAUCCACCAGAGACCAUCCUCAAGUUAUUCAGUGUAAAGAGGGCUCAAUCUACUUUAACUCGUCGGAUCCUAAUCCAAAUGUUUUGAUUGGAGCCUUAGUAGGUGGGCCUGGGGAGGAUGAUGAGUAUGAGGAUGAUAGAGCAGAUUUUAGAAAAUCUGAACCCACGACCUACAUUAAUGCCCCGUUUGUCGGUGCAUUAGCAUUCUUUGCAGCUAAUCCUAACCCUAUAUAGCACUUAUAUCGACAAAGAAGUUAAAUAUUUUUUACUUUAAAAA
This is a messenger RNA of Erigeron canadensis, 1725 nucleotides long. RefSeq names its product endoglucanase 24-like. The transcript has 4 exons. The coding region runs from base 180 to 1682 and encodes 500 amino acids. The record is from RefSeq and is a predicted model, not a curated record. Gene Ontology annotation, biological process: carbohydrate metabolic process. Gene Ontology annotation, molecular function: hydrolase activity, hydrolyzing O-glycosyl compounds. NCBI's taxonomy places the organism in Eukaryota, Viridiplantae, Streptophyta, Magnoliopsida, Asterales, Asteraceae.